Molecule: messenger RNA, 1332 nt
Organism: Nerophis lumbriciformis (worm pipefish)
Lineage: Eukaryota; Metazoa; Chordata; Actinopteri; Syngnathiformes; Syngnathidae
Source: RefSeq, a predicted model, not a curated record
AUGAGGGAAAAUAAGAACAUGUCUGAGUCCCUCUUUCAAGCGGGAAAAGAAGUACCGGUCAAGAAACACAAGCUAAGCAGUGAUGAGAACAGUAACCCAGAUUUGUCAGGGGACGAGAACGAUGAUGCUGUCAGUGUUGAAAGUGGCACCAACGCAGAGCGCCCUGACACGCCCACCAACACCUCCAACGCCCCAGGCAGGAAGAGCUGGGGCAAGGGCAAAUGGAAGUCCAAAAAAUGCAGAUACUCUUUCAAAUGUGUCAACAGCCUACGAGAAGACCAUGGCCAACCUUUGUUUGGAGUGCAGUUCAAUUGGCACAGUAAGGAGGGAGACCCGCUGGUGUUUGCCACAGUUGGGAGCAACAGGGUUACGCUUUAUGAAUGUCACUCUCAAGGAGAAAUCAGACUCCUUCAGUCUUAUGUUGAUGCUGAUGCCGAUGAGAACUUCUACACAUGUGCGUGGACCUACGACACCAACACCAGUCACCCCAUGUUGGCUGUAGCCGGGUCGCGAGGAAUAAUUCGAAUUAUUAACCACAUCACGAUGCAGUGCAUCAAGCAUUAUGUAGGUCAUGGAAAUGCAAUUAAUGAGCUGAAGUUUCACCCUCGGGACCCAAAUCUUCUCUUGUCAGUCAGCAAAGAUCAUGCCCUUCGUCUUUGGAACAUACAGACGGACACAUUAGUGGCCAUAUUUGGUGGAGUGGAAGGUCACAGAGAUGAAGUCUUGAGUGCUGAUUUUGACCUCCUGGGUGAAAAAAUAAUGUCAUGUGGGAUGGACCACUCACUUAAACUUUGGCGAAUUAACUCUGAGAGAAUGCAAAAGGCCAUCCGCGGAUCGUAUGAAUACAACCCCUCAAAGACAAAUAGGCCUUUCGUGUCACAGAAAAUCCACUUUCCCGACUUUUCCACAAGAGACAUCCACAGAAAUUAUGUAGACUGUGUGCGGUGGCUAGGGGACCUCAUUCUUUCAAAGUCGUGUGAAAAUGCCAUUGUGUGCUGGAAACCAGGAAAAAUGGAGGAUGAUAUUGAUCACAUCAAACCAAAUGAAUCAAAUGUCACCAUCCUCGGACGUUUCGAUUACAGCCAGUGUGACAUCUGGUACAUGCGUUUCUCCAUGGACUUCUGGCAGAAGAUGUUGGCCUUAGGUAACCAGGUGGGAAAGCUCUAUGUUUGGGACCUCGAAGUGGAGGAUCCACACAAAGCCAAAUCUACCACGCUCACACUCCCCAAAUGCACAUCAGCCAUCCGUCAAACCAGCUUCAGCCGCGACAGCAGUAUUUUGAUUGCUGUGUGUGACGACGCCUCUAUCUGGCGCUGGGACCGGCAACGCUGA